Messenger RNA from Myxocyprinus asiaticus (Chinese sucker), 398 nucleotides. Its product is annotated as relaxin-3-like. Gene Ontology annotation, molecular function: hormone activity. The transcript is spliced from 2 exons. The record is from RefSeq and is a predicted model, not a curated record. Lineage: Eukaryota; Metazoa; Chordata; Actinopteri; Cypriniformes; Catostomidae. Bases 1 to 306 code for a protein of 101 amino acids. Gene Ontology annotation, cellular component: extracellular region.
AUGAAGGUCUUCCUGUUGGCAGUGCUGCUGGUGUUUGCUGCAUGGGCAGGUUCAGCCCAGUCUCAGAAGGCUCUCAGGCUGUGUGGCCGGGAGUUUGUUCGGGCUGUUGUCUACACAUGUGGGGGUUCCAGAUGGAGGAGGGGCCAAACAGAGACCCCCAUAAAUGGUGAUGAUAUCCAGGCUGGUGUGGAGUCAUUCAGGGUCAUUACAGUAAUGGACAGAAUCAGAAGAGACCUGGACACAAUGCUGCCCAUACUGUGCUGUCAAGUAGGCUGCCGCAAAAAUGACCUCGCUCUCCUGUGCUGAGAAACACUCUCAGUUAUCAGCUUCUUAUAAAUCAAAAUGUAGUGUGGAAUAUGUAUUUAAGCUAUUACAUUUCUUAGGACUUCCAACAGAGA